This is a messenger RNA of Oxyura jamaicensis (ruddy duck), 813 nucleotides long. RefSeq names its product osteoclast stimulating factor 1 (gene OSTF1). Gene Ontology annotation, biological process: signal transduction. The transcript is spliced from 10 exons. The record is from RefSeq and is a predicted model, not a curated record. The coding region runs from base 80 to 727 and encodes 215 amino acids. Gene Ontology annotation, molecular function: protein binding. Lineage: Eukaryota; Metazoa; Chordata; Aves; Anseriformes; Anatidae.
UUACCGCUCCCCGUCCUCGCCUUCCUCGUCCCCGCCGCCGCAGGGAGCCCGGAGAGGGCUCGCCCCGCCGUACACAGCCAUGUCCAAGCCGCCGCCGCCGAAACCGGCCAAGCCAGGGCAGGUUAAAGUGUUCAGAGCCCUAUAUACGUUUGAACCCAGAACGCCAGAUGAACUGUACUUUGAAGAAGGAGAUAUCAUUUACAUCUCAGACAUGAGUGAUACAAACUGGUGGAAAGGAACUUGCAAAGGGAGAACUGGACUAAUUCCAAGCAACUAUGUGGCCGAACAAGCUGAAUCUAUUGAUAAUCCAUUGCAUGAAGCUGCCAAGCGAGGCAAUCUAAGCUGGCUGAGAGAAUGUUUGGAUAACCGAGUUGGGGUCAAUGGCUUAGACAAAGCUGGAAACACAGCUCUAUACUGGGCAUGCCAUGGAGGCCACAAAGAUAUAGUGGAUGUUCUGUUUACCCAAGCAAACCUAGAGUUAAACCAGCAGAACAAAUUGGGAGACACAGCUUUGCAUGCUGCUGCAUGGAAAGGUUAUGCAGAUAUUGUAGAGAUGCUGCUGGCAAAGGGGGCAAGAACAGAUCUGAAGAACAAUGAGAAGAAACUGGCUUUAGACAUGGCAACCAACGCAGCUUGUGCUUCACUGCUUAAGAAGAAACAGAGUGCAGGUACAGUCCGAACAUUAAGUAAUGCGGAAGAAUACCUUGAUGAUGAAGACUCUGAUUAGCUUUUUUCAUUCAGCCUGAAGAACCAUAACCUAUGCUGCCUAUUUCCAAAGCGUAUCUUUAAAACUGUAAAAUUAUCUUACUUAAA